AUGUGGAUCGUAGGAGCCGUAAUAGUCGUACUUGCGAUAAGCGUCCCUUCGCAUGCGCAGACACCUUCGCGAUGCGUCCAGAUGUUUGACCAGGGAUUCCGGAAGUGCUUCAGGGAUCUCGGGGGCUUUGAGCUUGACAUAGUUUUCUCCCUGGUAACCAAUGAAACGAGCGGACGUCUGCCACCAAACCUGGCCCCACAGAAGGCCAAUCUGAUUCAGAUGCUGUGCGCCAACCGCCAGCAAGUCGGCCAGUGUAUCGCUCCUCUCGUCACCGCACCGGACGCGUCGUGUAAGCAGACGGACAUUGGAAUGAUGGACGGAACCAUUAAUUCCAUGGUCAGCGGCAUCGCCAACCUGUGUGGAGCACCGAACGAAGGAUCCGCAUGUAUGAAGAACUUCGACACCGGUUUCCGGAAGUGCCUAAGCCAACAGCAGAUCAACCCCGACAACUUCUUCAUGCUCCUCGCCGACCAGCCACUUCCGGCAGGAGUCAACAAGGAGCAACUGAAAACACUCUCCUGCAGCGACACCACGAGGCGUAACAUGCUCAAGUGCUCAACGGACAACCUGUCCGGUAUCCAGGCCGACUGCAAGCCCCAGGAGACCAUCAUGGUGGGCACCACCCUGCAGAAUAUGAUGGGCGCAUACGAGGGAGUCUGUACCGGUAAACCAAUCAACCCCGACCAGUGCAUGUCCGCGUUCGAGGAGGGCAUGAACCAGUGUGCCAAGAAGACCCUGGAUAUGGACAUGAAACUCAUCAUCAUGGUGCUCCAGGGGCAGACACUUCCGGCCGGACAAAACAAGGAUACCCUUAAGAAAAACAUCUGCAGCAAAUGGAAACCACUGGAAACAUGUGGCAAAGAUGUCAUUCUCAACGCGGGUUGUGCCAGAAAACAGUUGCUAGGCGUAGAGGCACAAUUCGCUCGUAUGGUUAUCUCCGUAGCAACGGCGUGCGGUGACACUACACUGCCCGGCGCGUGCCUUCUGACCCUCCAGAAACAGUUUGGCACAUGCUUCGGCAAGGUGGGACUCAGCCCGGACAUCUACCUGUCAAACGACACCGAACACAAGGGGGCGCUCAUCGGAGCUAACACAAAGGAAGCGGAAUUCUACUGCAGCAAGAAGCACGAUUUGUUCACGUGCAUGAACGAGGUGGUUCAGACUUGCCCAGGGGCCGAACAAACCCUCUCUCUGACCGGCUUCGACCUUCACGGCAUGGAGCGCGCAGUGGGCAUCCUCUGCCACAACAUCCCAGACUACCUCGCUGGUCUUGACUGUUUCGCGAAACCGACGGACGCCGCCAAGCAGUGUAUGGAGGACAUGACCAUGGCCAUAACGGACCUGUCAACGAAACAGAUCACACAGGCUCUCAAUAUGGACACAUUCUUUGCAGGACUUUUGCACUCGCACUGUAACUAUGCGGCCAUGUUUUAUGCUAGCCUAUAUGGUGCGACAUACGCGGUGCCGCGCGUAAUUUGUUUUGCGGGGGAACACAUCAUAAUACAACUCAUGCGCUACGUGGUGUUCUUCAGGGCACGUGCCAAUCACGUGGCUUGCGACGGAGCCGCUUGGCCCUCGUGCAAAAAGUCCGCGGUCUCGCUGAAGAACGAGUUCGAGUGUCAGCUGAUCCCGUCCCGCUGUUACAACUCACACAAGGACAACAUCGACACCAUCUGUCCCAACACAGAUCGCACCGACACCCAUCACGUUAUUCCCGGAACGGAAGGGGAGAAAAUUCCGGAGUGCGUGCGCAACAUUCACGAAAACAUGGACUCCUGCUUUAAAAAGUUCAACAUGAAACCAGACAUGUUUUUGAUGAACAUCACGCACGACAGGAGUGACUUCAUGGGUGACAUAGCAAUGGCCAAAUCCCUCUGCAACUCCAAGGGGGCCGUGUUUCAGUGCAUGACCCAGGUAAUGGAGACCUGCAAGGCGGCAGAGAGCGUUCUGUCCUACUGGGGUCAUCAACAGUCCUCAGUCGAGCAGGCCGUCAACGUUAUCUGUAACGACAUCCAACUGUACGACAAGGGGCUGAAGUGUUUUGCCAACGGGAAUCCCGCCCUUCAGCGCUGUAUCUCCGACACUGAGUCAAAGAUGAUGGAUCUCGCCGACAAGCAGGUGCAGAAGAAACUCUCUCCAGACGCUUACUUCCGGGACUUUUGCGGGAUCCACUUUGAACAGCUGAGAUGCGAGCUUGGUGGCUGGAAGCAGACAUGCGGAAGUGACGUAGUUGGCCUCAAGACUGAGUUCGAAUGCCGGCUAAUACAGACACACUGCAAGAACCUUCAAGUCCAGAAUUACCAGGAGCUCUGUGGCGAGAGCAAGUUCGCAAAGAACCUGCGUGCUGGAGGUGGCGGCGGUAGCAGUGCGACUGAUCAAAGCACCAGCGGAACCAAUAUCGGAAACGUCAAUUCCGGACAAACUGGUGGAAACGGGGGAGCCAGCUCCACUUCCGGCUCAAUAUUCGCUCUCCUCUUGAGCGCUGUCGCUGCGGUUGCGUUGAUGUUGUAGUUAAAAUGCACCUACAAUUGUCGCUUAAAAUUCGCAAGCGAAAUUUACUUUUUCAGUGCAGUGAGUAAUUCGAAAUCCUAGACUGUGUGAUUAACUUUUCA
Dreissena polymorpha is the source of this 2612-nucleotide messenger RNA. RefSeq lists its product as uncharacterized. Lineage: Eukaryota; Metazoa; Mollusca; Bivalvia; Myida; Dreissenidae. Bases 1 to 2511 code for a protein of 836 amino acids. The transcript has 16 exons. The record is from RefSeq and is a predicted model, not a curated record.